Messenger RNA from Exserohilum turcica Et28A, 624 nucleotides. RefSeq lists its product as uncharacterized. The transcript has a single exon. The record is from RefSeq and is a predicted model, not a curated record. The coding region runs from base 71 to 427 and encodes 118 amino acids. Lineage: Eukaryota; Fungi; Ascomycota; Dothideomycetes; Pleosporales; Pleosporaceae.
CGCAUGGGUGGACUUUCUAGUUACUGCCACUCGAGACAAAGCGGGAGGAGUCGAUUUCACCGUAAAGCCAAUGCCACCGCAAGGAAAAUUGACGCUCGCAGGUACUGCUGGCAAACCGCUGGAUGUUCCCAGGAGUCCCCACGGUGCUUUGCGACUUGACCAUGUGGCGGCUGGUGGAAACACGGCCAGUGGGACGUUUACGCUGGGCGCCAAUCCUAUUACCCAUAGAGUUCAGAGGGCAACUCCUAAGGUCACGGUGGAUGUCAAAUUAUUGUUUGAUAUUGUCGUAGGCAGCACAUCUAGUUCGGGUACUCCAUUCACAAUGACUAAGAUAACGCUGACCCCCUUAACCUAUACUGGUAAGGGUGGUAAGGGCGAAUUAGAUUGGAGGAUCACAAACUUGAAAUCUAGGUAUUGGAACCAAUGAAUUCUUCUCAUAUUAUAAUAUGGAGGGAAUGAGCCAGAUUUCUUGGAAGCGGCGCCUGUUGCAGCAUAGAAUACAGCGGUCGAUUAGCAGAGUCCCUGUUAAGAGGGGUAUCUCCUAUCACUACUGUGGUCAUAUUGAGAUAUAAAUUAUUGGAUGUCUACUCUUUUGUACUCUCUGCCACCUUGAAGUUGAGUAAC